GGAUAAUCUCUUUAGUUACCUCUAUAUCUUUUGAGUGUUUUUCCCCUAGCAUUUCAGGUUCAAAGUAUACAUGAUCCUUCACCUGUAGUUUCACAGAGGAUGCCAUUUUGCUUUGGAGCUAAAGUUCCUACCCUUCCUGCAUUGCGCAAGGAGUUUGGUGAUUUGCUAGUAAGCUGUGGCUUGGUUGGGGAAGCUGUCAAAAUAUAUGAGGACCUUGAGCUUUGGGAUAAUUUAAUAUAUUGUUACAAGCUUAUGGAGAAGAAGGCAGCAGCUGUGGAACUCAUCAAGGCAAGGUUAUCUGAUAGGCCAUCUGACCCAAGGCUAUGGUGCUCUUUAGGUGAUGUUACAAAUGAUGAUGCGUGCUAUGAGAAAGCCCAAGAAGUUUCUGGGAACAAGUCUGCUCGAGCACUGCGCUCUCUUGCUCGUAGUGCAUAUAAUAGGGGGGACUAUGAGAGGUCAAAAGCCCUAUGGGAGUCUGCAAUGAGAAUGAAUUCCAUGUAUCCCGAUGGAUGGUUUGCAUUAGGCGCCGCAGCAUUAAAGGCUAAGGAUGUGGAUAAAGCGCUUGACGGAUUUACACGUGCUGUUCAGCUUGAUCCUGAAAAUGGAGAGGCUUGGAAUAAUAUUGCAUGUUUGCACAUGGUCAAGAAGAGAAACAAGGAGUCUUUUAUUGCUUUUAAGGAAGCAUUGAAGUUCAAACGAGACAGCUGGCAGAUGUGGGAAAAUUUAAGCCAUGUUGCUGCAGAUAUUGGCUAUAUCAGUCAGGCAAUGGAAGCUGUUCAGAAGGUGUUGGACAUGACUAAUAAAAAAAGAAUUGAUAUUGAAUUACUAGAGAAGGUGAUGAAGGACCUUGAAAUGCGUGUUUCAACUGCCCAUUCUGUGCCUCCCGCAUCAUGCAAUGUUACUAACAAUAACAUUGCUGACGUCAUAUCUGAUGCAAACCAUGCCGACAAAAUCUUGACUUCAGAAGCAGGGUUUUCAUUUGAACCCGAAACGCAACACUUAAUUAAUGUUCUUGGCAAAAUCUUGCGACAGAUGGUACAAAGUGGCAGUAGUGCAGAGGUGUGGGGUUUGUAUGCUAGGUGGCACAAACUCAAAGGAGAUUUGACAAUGUGUUCGGAGGCCCUCCUGAAGCAAGUCAGAUCGUACCAGGGAUCAGACUUAUGGAAUGAUAAAGAUCGAUUUGCCAAGUUUGCAAAUGCUUCAGUGGAACUAUGUAGGGUGUAUAUGGAACUUGCUAGCCGGAAUGCUAGGAAAGACGAGUUGAAUGCAGCUGAUAGGCACUUGAAGAGAACUAUUAAUCAGGCGGCGAAUACAUUUUCAGAUAGUAAAGAAUAUCAAGACCUAGUGGCCUGCCUUGGUGAAGUGCAGAAGGCAUUGCAAACAUAGGGCUUCUCCACUUUGCAGAUCAUACCCCCUUUGCAUCCACAGUGGACAUAUUGAAUCUCCAGUUUCUUUUGAGUUUAUAAAAAGAUUACCUUUUUUAAUGUAUUUUUUGGGGGUUUCCUGCUAUUGUGAGCUAAUUAUUUUACUUGUAUUGUUUUGUAUGAAACAUAAUUAUUUCUCCUUGGUUUAUGAUCACUUUGGACACACAAGAAGAUUUGGCUUAGCCAGCACCAGGAAAUGUUGUAUACAGGCUGUGGCGGAGCCAGUAUAAUACAGCUGUAACAAUUUA
Cuscuta campestris is the source of this 1672-nucleotide messenger RNA. NCBI's taxonomy places the organism in Eukaryota, Viridiplantae, Streptophyta, Magnoliopsida, Solanales, Convolvulaceae. The record is from the annotation of a GenBank genome assembly.